AUGGCUGUAAUCCAGUCCCUCCGCAACCUCAAGCAUGAAUUCUCUCGCGAACUCACAUGGCCGCUGGUGCUGGUCACCUUCUACGCUUCCGUAAGACACUUCCAGUCGUCAACCAUCCAACCCGCUUCGACGAACUGACAUCUUGUUUCAGUUGGCGGGCAUGUCCUACGGCAUCGACCUAAACUACUGGUCCGGUCUCCUCGGACUCGCGCAAUUCCAAAAGGAUUUCGGCGUCUACGAUGCUUCCACACAGAGCUGGAUUAUCCCCACCGUCUGGCAGAGUGUAGGAUCCGGUACUCCCACAGCUGGGAUUGCCGUCGGCACUUUGAUCGCUGGAUGGCUCGGAAACCGGUUUGGAAGGAUCAAAGCGUUCUGGGUUGCGGCUGGGAUCGCUCUGGUGGGAAUUCUGGUGCAGAGUACUGCUGGUGUUGGUGAAGGGAGAGGUGGGGAGAGGGGCUAUUGGCAAUUGAUUGUUGGGAGGAUCGUGAAUGCUCUGAGUAUGGGGAUUAUCUGCAAGUGAGUACGACCCAAGGAAAGAUGAUGAUGGAUUAGGCUGAUUUUGUGAACAGUAUCAUCCCGAUCUAUCAAUCCGAAGUUGCGCCUGCGAAACUACGAGGCUCUUUCGUCAACUCCUACCAGUUCAUGCUGCUGUUUGGCGGCUUGUUUGCUGUUAUUGUCAAUUGGGCUCUGAGCGAAAGGACGGAUCAGUGGGCUUAUCGGGUCAUUCUGAUUGUCCAGCUCGUCAUCCCGACGAUCAUGGUUGUUGGUGGUUUCAUUCUUCCAGAAAGCCCACGCUGGCUGAUUUCCAAGGGGAGAGACGAGGAAGCGGUGAGGGUUUUAAAGUUCUUGAGAAGAGGAACAGCGGAUGCGGUUGUGGAGAAGGAAGUGCAGUUGAUUGCGCGGAGUGUCGAGGAGCAGCGCUUUGUACUGACGAGAACUGGUUGGAUUGAUUGUUUCAGGUGAGUCUUUUCAAUCCGGCGAUGGUUAAGAGAUGUACUGAUUCACUCUUCUCUGCAGAGGGCCCAAUCUCCGCCGCACUCUCAUCGCCGUCGGCGUACAAUGCCUCCAACCUGCUCAAGGCAAUUCUUACAUGACGACUUACUCGAUUGUCCUCUUCCAGGCAAUCGGCAUCACGGACGAGUACAAGACGCUCAUCUACCUCUACUUUCUGGACCUCGUGGCCGACGGCUGCGCUUUUAUUGUUGCGGAUAAAAUGGGCCGACGGCCGCUCAUGUUCACUUCUUCCAUCUUAGUCGCGGCAUCGCUCUACACCGUCGGCGGUCUCACGGGCUACGCGGACUCUACGAAUCCAGCUGUACAAAAGGGUACCCUUGCCGCCAUCUUCCUGUGGUACUUCAUCGACGCCGUCGGAUGGGCCGGAUGUGUUUGGAUCACGUGUGCCGAAGCUCCCACCACCAUUCUCCGCGAACGGACCAUGACCAUUGCAACUUUCAGCGGCUUUGUAGUCAACUUGCUCAUCCAGUACGUCUCUCCGUACCUACAAGAUGAAGGGUAUGCGAAUUUGCAGGGCAAGAUUGGAUUUGUUUGGGGUAGUUUUGCUAUCGUUGCCGCUGUCUGGGUCGCUCUCUUCCUGCCUGAGAUGAGCGGGAGGAGUCUGGAAGAACUGGAUGAGCUGUUUGAGAAAGGUGUCAGUGUAUGGAAGUUUAAGAACUUCACGACGGUGGGUGUCGGGGCGGAAGUCCGGGAGUUGGAAGAUGCUGGAAAGGAGGCCGUUCUGGACGAGAAGAAGGUGAUUGUCGGUGUAGAGGUGGAACCUGUUGAGAUGGGCGACGAGUGCGAGAUGGAUUCCAAGAAGAAGAUGGACGUCUGA
Molecule: messenger RNA, 1831 nt
Organism: Lecanosticta acicola
Lineage: Eukaryota; Fungi; Ascomycota; Dothideomycetes; Mycosphaerellales; Mycosphaerellaceae
Source: the annotation of a GenBank genome assembly